Oncorhynchus nerka (sockeye salmon) is the source of this 910-nucleotide messenger RNA. RefSeq lists its product as uncharacterized. NCBI's taxonomy places the organism in Eukaryota, Metazoa, Chordata, Actinopteri, Salmoniformes, Salmonidae. The transcript is spliced from 4 exons. The record is from RefSeq and is a predicted model, not a curated record. Bases 94 to 858 code for a protein of 254 amino acids.
CAGUCUACUUCAGCGCAGACCCCUCAGAUCCACAAAAGGCCUCCAAUCAUUGAGAACUGUGGGCAGGAACAGACAUCUGGGGAUGGACGGGACAUGAAUUCAGAGCCUCUCAGCCAGUCUGGAAGGGUGACUCGGCUGAUGGAGAGAAAUUAUGAUGGGGUGAUCUCAUCCUCCAACUCUGAUGACAUCUCUAUCUACUCCUUCACUGACUGUGAAUCUGAGAUUAUUGUGGCCAAGCCCAACAUCCUUCUCCCUGCCUCUGUGAGUGCCAUGAAGAAGGCAUCACGCCUGAUGGAGUUGGUCCCUACUGUCCGGCCCUGCAGGGAACAGCUGGACAAGAAGACACAGUGGACCAACACCAACGAGGAGAGCCUGAGGAGGAUUAAAAAAAAACUGGCCUCCAUAGAGCUCGACCUGGAGGAAGGCCUGAACAAGGUCAACGACGGUCAGGACAUCAACCAAGAGAGGCAGAAGAAUGAGGGAUGCUUCAGAGCCUGGAUUGAGAAGUGGAUGGGGAGGAGGAAGGAGGAAAGACUGAGGGAUGAAGAUGUGAAUAGGGAAGACAAAGGGAGGAUGGGCGAGGAAGUGAGGGCACUGAUCCAAGUGAUGAAGAGAAACUGCAGUGAAAGUGAUCUUGAGGCAGUAAACCUGGACAGUUUGCUGAAUGACUUGGAAAGGUUGAAAGUGGCCUUCAAGAAAUGCACUGGAGAGAUGGCCGAAAUGGUAGAGAGCAUGGCAGAAAUGCAAACCAGAAUAGCUGAGAGCAGGCUCCUCAAGCCUGAAAAAAAUAACUAUGUCCAGAGCUUUGUAAAUGAAUCUUACUUAUUGAGUGUAGUCAUGUAUCUAAUGUAUUUAUAGAUUAGUCAUACAGUAUAUCUACAGAUUUUGUAUAACAUAGCACUGUCCUAAC